AUGAAUCCUGAUCCCGCCUUCGCCAGCUGUCGCGUGCCGCAGGAAAGCGACGACGCGAACGACAAUGACGACGCCGAGGACGACGACGAAGCGGAGCAGGACACGCGGGGAAGAGACGGCGCAGGGGGGAGCAACAGCAGGGGCGAGAGGGAGAUGGGCGCGCGGAAAGAGCAGGGGGGGGGGGAGGGAAGGGGGCAUGGGGAAGAAGCGGAGGGCGGCGGGGGAGGGGCGGCGGAGUGGAGCAGCGCGAGCGAGUGUAGCAGCGAGUGCAGCGACGGCGACGGCAGCGUCGCCAUCCAGUUCUCCGACUCCGACGACGACCCCGACCCGGGGGACGACGACGCGCAGUGCGCGCCGUGGCGGGGCGCGGAUAGCGCGCAGGCCGGGCGCGGAGGGGAGGUGCCGUGGUGGCAGUGGGGGAGCAGCGGAAAUGGCAGGUUUGGGGUAGGCGCGCCAGGGCGGGGGAAGGCGGGGGCUGGGAGGGGAAGGGGGAGAGGCGCGGGAGGGGUGGGCGGAAGUUGGGGCGCGGUCAUGGGGGGACCGGGGAAGCCCGCGGUUCCUCCGCCUCGCCUCGUGGGGUCGGGCAAGCGCGCGUGGAUCCGCAUCGUGGAGAACGAGUACCUGCACCGCCGCCCCAAGCUGCAGCGCACCGACGAGGUGCUGGUGUGCCAGUGCGUGCCGCCGCCGCCCGGGCGGCGAGAGAAGGGGUGCGGGGAGUCGUGUCUGAACCGCCUGGUCAGCAUCGAGUGCCAGCCCAAGCUCUGCCCAUGCGGCGCUGCCUGCGCCAACCAGCAGUUCCAGCAGCGGCGGUACGUGAAGGUGGAGAUAGCCCGCUACGGCCGCAAGGGGUACGGCGUGCGGGCGCGGCAGGCGGUGGCAGCGGGGCAGUUCAUAGUGGAGUACGUGGGGGAGGUGCUCAACCGCAAGGCGUUUGCUGUGCGCCUGGAGGAGUACAGGCGCGCCAAGCAGCGCCACUACUACUUCAUGACCCUCAACAACAGCGAGGCGGAGGGGGCAGCGGGGCAGUUCAUAGUGGAGUACGUGGGGGAGGUGCUCAACUGCAAGGCGUUUGCCGUGCGCCUGGAGGAGUACAGGCGCGCCAAGCAGCGCCACUACUACUUCAUGACGCUCAACAACAGCGAGGCGCGCCAAGCAGCGCCACUACUACUUCAUGACGCUCAACAACAGCGAGGUACAGCCCGCGCCCCUACUAUUUGA
Molecule: messenger RNA, 1218 nt
Organism: Closterium sp. Naga37s-1
Lineage: Eukaryota; Viridiplantae; Streptophyta; Zygnematophyceae; Desmidiales; Closteriaceae
Source: the annotation of a GenBank genome assembly